Molecule: messenger RNA, 1648 nt
Organism: Sciurus carolinensis (gray squirrel)
Lineage: Eukaryota; Metazoa; Chordata; Mammalia; Rodentia; Sciuridae
Gene: Rab20
Product: RAB20, member RAS oncogene family
Exons: 2
Coding region: 466-1170 (234 amino acids)
Biological process (GO): intracellular protein transport
Cellular component (GO): endomembrane system
Molecular function (GO): GTPase activity; GTP binding
Source: RefSeq, a predicted model, not a curated record
CAACCAAGCUGGGAGAAGGCUGGGGCGGGACAGGAGGCCGGCGGCUCAAAGCGCAAGCGGCGGGCGGGCGGGCGUCCUCCCCGCGGCUCCGGGGCCGCUCGGCUCGGCACAGCCCCGGUCCUCUCCACCGAGGCGCCGGGUGCAGGAGCGGGCGCGAGGGCGCUUCCGGAACUUUCAUCUUCCGCCCGGAGCACCCAGGCUGGAGCUCGGGUCCUGCAGUUCUUCCUGAGCUCCGAGGGCGCGGCCUCCGGGCGUGGAGACGGAAGAGCCCCCGCCGGGUGGGGCGCGGGCGGCCGGCACCCCACGUGCGCCGGGACGCGCUUCCUCUUUUGCGCUCCUGCGUGGCCACUGGGGGAGGUCCCCGUGAGGCCGGGGUCCCGCAGUCCGAGGCUGGGCUGGCUCCGCUGCGUCCUGCGCUCGCCGGCGGGCUGGGCUCGGGAGGGACGCGGGGCUUCUUGCGGGAAGAUGAGGAAGCCCGACGGGAAGAUCGUGCUUCUGGGGGACAUGAACGUGGGCAAGACCUCGCUGCUGCAGAGGUACAUGGAGCGGCGCUUCCCCGACACGGUCAGCACGGUGGGCGGCGCCUUCUACCUGAAGCAGUGGCGCUCCUUCAACAUCUCCAUCUGGGACACCGCAGGGCGAGAGCAGUUCCACGGCUUGGGCUCCAUGUACUGCCGGGGCGCAGCCGCCGUCAUCCUCACCUACGAUGUGAACCACCCGCAGAGCCUGGUGGAGCUGGAGGACAGGUUCCUGGGCCUGACGGACACGGCCAGCAAAGACUGCCUGUUUGCCAUCGUGGGGAACAAAGUGGACCUCACUGGGGAGGGGGCUGCAGAGAGUGGGCAGGAGGAGGGGCAUAACCCCAGCAAGGCUGGGGGUGGCUGUGCCGCCCCCAGGGUGCCCAAGCAGGUGCAGCUGGAGGAUGCAGUGGCCCUUUACAAAAAGAUCCUGAAGUACAAGAUGUUGGAUGAGAAGGAUGUGCCGGCUGCUGAGCAGAUGUGCUUCGAGACCAGCGCCAAAACGGGGUACAACGUGGACCUCCUGUUUGAAACCUUGUUUGACAUGGUGGUGCCGAUGAUCUUACAGCAGAGGGCUGAGGGGCCGUCGCAGACUGUGGAUAUAACCAGCUGUAAGCCCACCAAACGGACCAGAUCUGGGUGCUGUGCCUGACCUGCAGAAGGCCUUCCUGACCCUUGGUCUGUGCUUGUGGGAAGCUGGCUGGGGCAGAGAAAAUCAGGGAAUGGCUGUAUAGCACAGCACGCGGGGAGGGCUGCUAGUUACUGGUGCAGAUCUGCCUGCACAGGAGCCUCAGGUGGGGGCAGGAACGCUCCACGGAAGCAAGUCAGGACACUGAUGCUGCCUUGCUGCUGCCUCUGUCCCUGGUCUCCGCCUGCAGUGUGACUCCCAUUCUCAGGUCUGGCCCCACCUGUGACCUGCCCUGCACCCGCCACGGCCAUGUUGUGCAGCUUUAUGCUUUCUGUUGUUCUGGAACUUUCACUGUGAUUCCUUUGUGAUCCUCCCAUUUGGUACUUAUCUUGACACAUUGUGAUAAUGAUUCUCCACACUUAAUUUAUACAAAAUCAAGAAUGUCUUUUAUAUUGGUGGAAACAGUGUGGGCUACACAUUUUAUUAAAGAGGAUUUGGGGGA